GACAGAGAAGAGGACAGAAAACUAACCCGUAACGCAAGUCGAGUUUCAUAACCAGUUUAGGGGUAAGAUUAGGAUCCCUCACAUCUGCCGUAUACACAAUGUCCCUUGGUGAGCACUCAACCUUAGCAUCACCGCCAUCCUGUGUUUCCGCCCUGGCACAACAAGAGCAUGUGCGCAUCCAGACCAGAAAAGGUCAAUGGUAUCCUAAGACCCCAAUGAAACCGCCUCUUGCCUUCUCAUGCGAGAGAAAGGACGAAGAACUCAACACUUGGUUGAGAACAGUCCCGGUUUGGGUGAAGGCCAAGAGGACCUUGCUGGAGGACGAAGUGGUUACUGUUGCAUCUUACCUCGAGGGUAAGGCAGCCAAGUGGCUAGAUGGUGUAGUUGUAAAGGCCGGGUACGGACGACGCAUGGCGGACUGGGCUAAGUCUCUUACGUUAGACCAGUUCAUGGAGAUGGUAGAAGCUCGAUGGCAUAAUCCACAGGAGGCACAAAAAGCCACUGAUGCGAUUAACAUACUAGACCAACGAAAGUUCAAGUCGGUCAGAGAGCUUACGACUACCGUUGAGAGCCCGAUCCUCGUUCCUAGCAUCAACUACAGUGACCAGUUCCUGUUGACUACGUUUGUUAGAUGUCUUCCAGAGAACAUCAGGAACUUGCUGGCCAGCGAGGCACGCAUCGAGUACCAUUCGUUUGAGACGUUGUCCAGGAAAACCUUAGAUUUGGAGGCCACUCUAGGCAAUGCUCAACCCUCUCAGAAUGACACGAAGAAGAAGAAGAGUCCUCAGGAGUGGAAGAAGAAGGGGGCUAAGUUGAUGAUGGUUGAGUCUGAUGGGACUCAAACGGAGAUCAACGAGCUCACUGACCUGAUGGACUAUUCAGAGUACGACGGCGAGGAGACCGCUGAGGGUAGCACCCUCGCCGCAGUUGUAAAGGCUAAGGCAGGUGGCCGAGGGAAGGGCCAACCAAAAAGUCAAGGGAAGGCCGCCUCCAAUCAGACCAAAAUGGUUGAUUGGGUCAAGGCAGGUCUUGAUCAAGACGUGUGGCGUGAAAGCCGAGUACGUGGCUCUUGUAUUAACUGCGGGGAAUACGGACACUCGCAGUACAAGUGCCAGAACGCAAAGAAAUUGGAUGACUUCCUCAAGUUGGUGGAAGACAGGUCGCAUGAUCCUCAGGAAGCCCAAAAGGCUACUGAUGCGAUCCUGACACUGCAUACUCGGCAGUUUAAGUCAGUAAGGGAGGCCACUGACGCUGUAGAGCGUCUGAUCUGUGUCCCUAGGGUGCGCUAUGACCCCCAGGUCUUACUCGCCUCCUACCUGAGAUGCUUUCCCAUGCCUCUCAAGAAUCAGUUACCAGGUGAGGCCAACAUCAAUAUGCACAACUUUCCCUUGUUUAGCAAGAAGGCCCUAGACCUCGAGGCAAAGAUAGGGCAUGGGCAGACACCCACGACGGAUGGUAGGAGAAAGUCAGUGCCUCCCAACUGGAAGGGGAAGGGUCGCGUUAUGUUUAUCGAUAACAAUGGUUCAACCAUCGAGUUAGAUGACAACUUCCAGGAGGGAGUAGGUUCAGAGCCUAGCAGCGUAGAGGCUUCAAGGGGUGGAGUAGUCAUUGUCGUAGCUAAAAAAGGAAAGGCGACCGGUAGACGCCGAGGAGGUGCCCGGUCAAGGAGUCAAGUUGACCCCAAUGCUCCCCCAUUGGAGAAAGCGGGUCUCACUGAGGACGUGUGGAGAGAUUGGUACACGCGACAGGCUUGUAUCCGUUGUGGCCAAUACGUCCACAACCAGUUCAAGUGUCGAAAUAAGAAGGUGACCGAAAAGAUCCCGCCUACGAUGGGGCAAGCGUUGGGAUCCUCCGCUUCCGUUGGUAGCAAUGUGGCCAGCAGUUAUGACACUGCUCCAGGAAACGCGUCGGGCCAGUAGGAAUGGUAGUUGUUCCUACUAGGGUCGAGGUGGUAGACACACCCUCACCAUCUCGAGAGAUGGCCCAAGCUACUGACUCCAUCGCCGUCCCGCAAACACAUUCU
Messenger RNA from Chara braunii, 2023 nucleotides. Lineage: Eukaryota; Viridiplantae; Streptophyta; Charophyceae; Charales; Characeae. The record is from the annotation of a GenBank genome assembly.